CUAGUGUUGGAAGCAACUGCAGCAUAACCAAGUAGCCAUGGGAAGAACCAGGAUGGGGAACAAUGGCUUCAUAAGAGCUUCCUCCACUGCACUCCCUCUCCUAAUAUUUCUCCUGGAGCUCAUCCGGGGCCAGGCCAAAGCUACCAAUCGGAGUCGUGCUCCUGCGUUAAUAGUGUUUGGCGACUCAAUCGUCGACCCAGGCAACAACAAUGAGAUCCUCACCACAGUCAGAUGCAACUUCCCGCCCUACGGGAAGGACUUCGUCGAGCAUAAAGCAACGGGAAGGUUUAGCAAUGGGAAGAUCCCCUCGGACAUAAUAGCUUCUCUGAUAGGAAUAAAGCAAUAUGUACCAGCAUAUCUCGGAACAAGGCUUGAUGACCAAGAUCUCCUCACCGGUGUAAGCUUUGCCUCUGGCGGCGGCGGAUAUGAUCCUCUGACAGCUGAAUUAGUGCAAGCUCUAACACUGGAUGAACAACUAAAUUUGUUCAAGGAUUACAAAAAGAAGCUGAAGGCAAUUGCAGGAGAAAAGAGAGCUUCCACCAUCAUCUCUAGAAGUUUAUAUAUCGUAGCUACAGGAAAUGAUGAUUUAGCAAACACAUAUUUCACUAGCCCAUUUCGAAGAAACUAUGAUCUUUCCUCCUACAUCAAAUUUGUGGUGCAAUCAGCUUCAAGUUUCUUCCAGAAAUUGUAUCAUUUAGGAGCGCGACGAAUUGGCAUUACAGGACUUCCUCCUGUAGGAUGCUUACCAUCACAAAGAAGUCUUGCUGGAGGGAUCGAAAGAGAAUGUGUGCCCUUAUAUAACCAAGCUGCACAAACGCUCAAUUCUGAGCUACAAAUGGAGAUACAAAGGCUAAAUCGCACACUACCAGGAUCGAGGAUAGUCUAUAUCGAUAUUUAUACGCCUUUGCUUGAUAUGAUUCAACGCCCCUAUGUUUAUGGGUUUGAGGAGGUCAAGAGGGGCUGCUGUGGCACCGGAAUCUUCGAGGUUACUUUAACUUGUAAUAGCUACACCGCUCCAGCAUGCGGAGAUGUUUCAAAGUAUUUAUUUUGGGACGUGUAUCACCCUACAGAGAGGGCUUAUACCAUUCUGAUGACACAAGUUCUGCAACGUUAUGGCUCAAUGCUAAACUAAAAGAGCAAAAACACAUCAUUUGAUUGGUGCUACUCCUAGUUCACUUGUUCUGAACAAUAUUAUGAGUGUGCUCAUCAAAUUAUUUCUGUUUCAAUCCAAGUCAUAGUUUUGAAAUGUAACCAGUGCACAAAGCACUAGGCAUGUUAUGCUAGCUUCAUCAAUUUGUAUUCAUGCAACAUGAAUAAAGGAUAUCAUACUUAUUUGCAUCA
Messenger RNA from Elaeis guineensis (African oil palm), 1341 nucleotides. Its product is annotated as GDSL esterase/lipase EXL3. The record is from RefSeq and is a predicted model, not a curated record. Lineage: Eukaryota; Viridiplantae; Streptophyta; Magnoliopsida; Arecales; Arecaceae. Gene Ontology annotation, molecular function: hydrolase activity, acting on ester bonds.